Molecule: messenger RNA, 2138 nt
Organism: Labrus bergylta (ballan wrasse)
Lineage: Eukaryota; Metazoa; Chordata; Actinopteri; Labriformes; Labridae
Source: RefSeq, a predicted model, not a curated record
AUCCUCACUGCGUGCUGUGAGUAGAUCAGUUAACACUUUGUUUGCUGGUGGUAUGAAGUUUACACACGUUUUAAUGAACACAAGCCUUUAGUCAGUCUGACCCUGAGUGUAAAGAGACGUUCCAGGGUUAACUCAAACCUCAGAAAAUCGUCUUCUUUAAACGUUCAUCUUUAAAGGUUCACCACACGAGGUCGUUCAGUUUAUCUACUACAUGAAGUACGUGAAGUACAUGAAGUACAUGAAGUACGUGAAGUACGUGAAGUAUGUGAAGUACAUGAAGUACGUGAAGUACGUGAAGUACAUGAAGUACAUGCUCAGAUCAGGAAUUUACAUCUGAUUUGAUAAACAGACAGUCCAACGGUUCAGAGACGUUAUUCAAAUGAAGAGCAGAGAAGAAGGACGCCUGUUAACCACGCCCCUCUUUGCUGGCAACAACUCGUCUGUGAGCGUCGGGUUGCUGACGUGUUUCCAUGACGAUGACAAGUUCAAGUACCGUGCCUACACCUUCACCUACCUGCUGCUGUUUCCCGUGGCGUUUCUCUCCAACAUCGGGGCGUUGGUCAUCUUCUUCCUGCAGAUAAGCCGCAGAAGCGUCGCCUCCUCUGUGGUCAUGAUGAACCUCGCCCUAUCAGACCUCAGCUUCUCCCUCACCCUCCCACUGCGAUUGGCUUAUUACUUCCAGGGCGGCGUCUGGGACUUCCCCGAUUGGCUGUGCCGCCUGUGUGUCUUUGGCUUCUACGUCAACCUGUACACAAGCAUCCUCUUCCUGACUCUACUGAGCAUGCUCCGUUGGCUCGCUGUGGCUCAGCCUUUUCGUCAUCGCUCUCUGGCCACGCCCACUCGGACCUUGUUGGUUUGUCUUGGAGUCUGGCUGUUUGUGGGCGUGUCCUCUGUCCCCUUCCUGACCCAAGGGGUGACAAAAAGGGGCGGGUCUCCACGUUGCUUCGAGCCAUCAAGCCCCUCCUCCUGGACGCGUGUCCUGAUCCUAAACUACGUGGCGUUGGCCCUCGGCUUCCUCCUCCCUUUUCUCACGAUCAUCGUCUGUUACAGCAGAAUCAUCCGGCACCUGACGAUCCGAUCCAGCCUGCACGCCAACAGGUCAUCCAAGAGCGCUCAACAACUUCGCAACAGGCGGCGCUCGGUGCACCUGGUCACCAUGGUGACGGCGACCUUUUUGCUCUGCUUCCUGCCCUAUCACGUGAUCAGAACUGUGCACCUGCACGCCGUGUGCGAGCGCUGGAGCUGUGACAUCACGGUGGGGCUGCAGCGGGCGGUGGUGGUGACGCUGUGUCUGGCGGCGUCCAACAGCGUGGUCAACCCGCUGCUGUAUUACUACUCGACCAGGACGUUCAGAGACAAAAUGAGGAACGCUCACUCCUCUCUGUCCAUCAAGAGGGGGUCCGGGCUCGCUCUCAUGAAGAGGAGGAACACCACCUGAGACACCUGGAGGUCAGGAAGCGUUCUCCUUAUACGAUGGACUGAGGAUCAUGGGAGGCGUUGUAUCCUCGUAAUCUAAAAAAAAUAUUCAUAAAAGUCUGUGGAAAAGUCUUUUCCCCGCUUUGUUCAAAACAAAAUCAAUGAUUGUGAAUAAGAGACUGAAAUCGAUGUCAGCUCUGCAGACAGCGAUCAUCCAGGACGCAGCGCCCUCUGCAGGGUCGACAUGAAAAGCCACCGUACUGCUUUGUUUUGUACGACUGACUGAAAGAUCCCCGGUGUUAUUUGACACUCUCUUCUGUUAAGAUUCAAAAUUCAAAGAUUCCAAAAAACUUUAUUGUCCAUCACAUUGUGACAGAAAAUGACCUUUUGUUGAGGCUCAACAUGAAAACAUAGAAACAUUCACACUAACACUCACAUCAGGUCAUAAAUAGCUAAAAGUCCCUUAAAUAGGUAAAAACACACGCACAGCAUUUAAAAAACAUUGCUUAUCUAGCCUGCUUUAAAAUGCGUAUUGCAGUGGGAAUAAAAGAGUUUAUUUUUGUUUUAUUUAUUUAUUUAUUUAUCUGUUAGGGACAGUGCACAUUAAUGAACAGCUGUAACAAAUGCCAGAUUAUGGCAGAAGUGCUUGUUUCCAUCUGUUGUCUCUAGGCAGGUAACAGAAAGUAAAUAAAAAUAAAAUACAAAUACAAAGGCACAAGUGA